Messenger RNA from Camelus dromedarius (Arabian camel), 2817 nucleotides. It is a transcript of the gene GOLPH3L, whose product is annotated as golgi phosphoprotein 3 like. Gene Ontology annotation, biological process: retrograde vesicle-mediated transport, Golgi to endoplasmic reticulum; Golgi to plasma membrane protein transport; Golgi organization. Gene Ontology annotation, molecular function: phosphatidylinositol-4-phosphate binding. Lineage: Eukaryota; Metazoa; Chordata; Mammalia; Artiodactyla; Camelidae. The transcript is spliced from 5 exons. Gene Ontology annotation, cellular component: cytosol; Golgi cisterna; trans-Golgi network. The coding region runs from base 153 to 1010 and encodes 285 amino acids. The record is from RefSeq and is a predicted model, not a curated record.
GGAAGUUUGUUCUCUCUGCGUGGCUGAGAAGUUUUUCACCUACUAGGACGGGGUGUGGGGUGGGAGUGGGGACAGGUGUCCCCCUGAAAUAGAGCGCAAGCUGCAGCCUGCGUCUGGCCGUAACCCAGAAGUAACGUCAGAAAGAGGUGAGAAUGACCACUUUAACUCACCGAGCCCGUCGCUCUGAAGUAGGGAAGAACUCUGAAAAGAAGGUGGAAAGUGAGGAAGACACUAAUCAAGGGAGAAUUCAAGACAAUGAGGACCCUGGAGACUCUAAGGAUAUCCGCCUCACCCUUAUGGAAGAAGUAUUGCUCCUGGGACUAAAAGAUAAAGAGGGUUACACAUCUUUCUGGAAUGACUGCAUAUCAUCUGGCCUGCGAGGGGGCAUCCUGAUAGAGCUGGCCAUGCGAGGUCGAAUCUAUCUAGAACCCCCCACCAUGCGUAAGAAGCGACUACUAGACAGAAAGGUACUGCUAAAGUCAGACAGCCCAACAGGUGAUGUUUUACUGGAUGAAACUCUCAAACACAUCAAAGCAACUGAACCCACGGAAACUGUCCAAACAUGGAUAGAGCUACUCACUGGUGAAACCUGGAACCCUUUCAAAUUACAGUACCAGCUGAGAAAUGUAAGAGAGCGAAUUGCAAAGAACCUAGUAGAGAAGGGUAUUCUAACCACUGAGAAGCAGAAUUUCCUCCUAUUUGACAUGACUACUCACCCAGUGACCAAUACAACAGAAAAACAGCGACUAGUGAAAAAACUUCAAGAUAGUGUCCUAGAGCGGUGGGUAAAUGACCCUCAGCGUAUGGACAAGCGAACACUAGCACUGCUGGUGCUGGCCCACUCCUCUGACGUGCUAGAGAAUGUCUUCUCCUCUCUGACAGAUGACAAGUAUGAUAUGGCAAUGAAUCGAGCAAAGGACCUGGUAGAACUGGACCCUGAGGUUGAGGGGACAAAGCACAGUGCCACAGAAAUGAUCUGGGCUGUACUGGCAGCCUUCAAUAAAUCCUAAAGCCAGCAGAUGGGUUUCUCCUUUUCCCUUGCUGGUCAGUGACUGUCAGACACACCAUCACUGAAUUUUGUGUGAUGAGAUGUUUUUCAUCAUUUUUUUUUCCUUUUCUUGAAUCAGACUUGUGAUUUGGGGAAAGCAUCUUCCGGGCUCCUCCACAGACCUUGACUAUCAUAAGCAGACUUUGUUUCUCUCUAUACUUCCACUCCAGAGGUGAAUAAAUGGGGUGAACCCACAUACACCCAAUAAACAUUUUCUCUCAUUUCUUUGUUUACUUUCAUCCAGUGUGCUUUUGGAUAAGCAGGAAUACCUAAGUGAAAUUUGGAGUUCUCUAGCCACAGAAUGUGAAUGAGAUGUAGAGCAAACCAUUUAUCACACUUUUUAAAGUUUGUUUUCUAUCUUAAAUACAUGUUUUCAGUCUGUCUCUCAGGCUCUGCUAAGUAGUGUAGCUUACUGAAAUAAGUGUCUCGUUGAAUAAGGGACAAUAACCACAAAACUGAUUUCUGGAGCUGUUGGUCUUUGGGAUUGUCCUGCUAAUGAUUUUCUCUUCUUUUCUCUUCUAACCUAAUGAGAAUAUUCCAAAUUUAAUUACUUGGUUCUCAUAGUCCUAGAACCAGAAAUGCAUUCUAUACUUUCUUUUAGCAUUAUCCUACUCCAUCAUUCAUUAGGACAAAAGUCAAAAUGAAAAAAAUGUAUCUCUCAACCACCUCCUUCAUGCAGUCAGCAUUACAGUUUGUAAGGGAGGGAGGUGCCAUCAGAAUUUCCAGUCUUUAGCACUAGACUGUCUUGAUUCCUCCAGACUCCUUUAAAUGUCUCUGCUCUGAUUGAAUUUAGGGAGUUGUAAAUUUCAGCUGCUGACUAGCAGUAUCCUGAGUCCAGACAGUAACAGUAUCUAAUCUUUAGAUCUUUUUUGUUCCCUAUUUGGCUUCCUACAUAAAUCGAUAUAUUCUGUCUAUAUUAAGGGUUCUGGAUGUAGUUUUGUCUGUAUCUAACCCACAGAUACCAUGCUAGUCAUUAGUCUUGUCUCAACACAACUGUCUUUCCAACCAAUUCUCUAAAACAUUUUUCAAUUCAGAAGUGAGUGCAAAGAGAAGUUUAUUAAGAAAAAUCCCAUUUAUAAGGGCAAUUUGAUGUUAAAAGUAUCCUGAUACAAAGUCCAGUAUUUGGGCCUAUAAAGAGGACAGGCACCAAACUUUGCUAACAUCAAGCAUUUAUUAUGCUGAUACUUUUAAUGGAUCUUGGCUCUUGGCCGCUACAAAGGCUGUCAAAGGGCUAAUACAGAUGACCCAGACCUGAUACCACUUUUUCCUGAUCAGAAGUAAUUAAGUGAAUGAUUUUAACUUUCAUCUCCUCCCCUAAACCUGUCUAUCCCCACAAAACUCCCCAACACAAUUGACUUUUUUUGCUUGUUUUUCACUUCAGGUAUUGCUUAGGUGACUAGAGAUACAACUUAAAGUGAAACAAACUUUUAAACGCGAAGCUGAGUAGAGCUUCAGUCUGGCUCUCUAAAAGCACAAUAACCAGUCCAUGUGUUAUCUCUACCUUGCCUUAGUUUUUCUUUCCAUUUGAACAAUUCGGCAUGAAUUGAAAUCAGGUUUUCCUGUGGAAAGUUUCAGCUUGAUAGGGGUGGGUAGAAGCUGAGUUCUGUCUAGCAACUCAUGGUCAGUGUUUAUUUUUAUAUUGUAUCUUAAUAAGAUGAGGAUGCCUUCAGUUUGAGUCUGCAUAAUGUUCACUGCAAAAUGUCUUUUCAUUUAAUGCAUAUGGCCUUCACAUUUCUGUAUAAUAAAGAUUAUUGGCUUUUUGGUCUCUC